Messenger RNA from Plasmodium inui San Antonio 1, 5364 nucleotides. RefSeq lists its product as hypothetical. The transcript has 3 exons. NCBI's taxonomy places the organism in Eukaryota, Apicomplexa, Aconoidasida, Haemosporida, Plasmodiidae. Gene Ontology annotation, cellular component: membrane. The record is from RefSeq and is a predicted model, not a curated record. Bases 1 to 5364 code for a protein of 1787 amino acids.
AUGAAGACGCUACUCUUUUUGUUGUCUUUCAUUUUUUUCGUUACCAAAUGUCAAUGUGAACCUGAAAAUUAUAGACAGCUUCUAGUCAAGCUGGACAAGUUAGAGGAGCUCGUGGUGGAUGGCUACGAGCUGUUCCACAAAGAAAAGUUAAAAACAGAAAAGAUUAACAAGGAAGAUAUUAAUGAUCCAAAGAGUGAGGUUAAUAUUUUAGCUUUCAAAAUAAGAGAUUUGGUCAACAAGUUUUUGCAGCUACAAAUUCCUGGCCAUGGUGACUUGCUACUCAUGAUAAGAGAAUUGGUCUUGAAUAUCAAUGGGCUAAAAUAUCUUGUGGAGAGCUACGAGGAAUUCAACCAAUUGAUGCACGUGAUAAACUUCCACUAUGACUUGUUGAGGGCGAAACUCAACGACAUGUGCGCCCACGAGUAUUGCAAAAUACCCGAGCAUCUGAAAAUCAAUGAAAAGGAGCUGGACAUGCUGAAGAAAGUUGUGCUCGGUUAUAGGAAACCCCUGGAUAACAUAAAGGACGACAUUGGGAAAAUGGAAGCCUUCAUCACGAAAAACAAGGAAACAAUAAAAAAAAUAAACGAGUUAAUUACUGCGGAGAAUAAGAAAUUGAGCGGCCAGCGCACAGGCGCAAUAGCCGAUGGUACUCAAAUUACUAGAGGCAGUUCUGCAAGUUCUCCUUCGACUGUCACUGUUUCGACUCCUACUGUUUCGGGUGACACUCAUUCGACGACCACCGGUUCGACUACCGCCCCUGCGACUACCACCAGUUCUCCUGUCACUGUAUCAGCUUCUGAAAAUGGAAGUUACGAGAACGAGAAACCCAUCUUCCAGGCCAUGUACAACAUCACAUUUUACACGAACCAAUUGGUUGAGGCGCAAAAGUUAAUUGAAGUCCUGGAGAAGCGCGUGGGAGUGCUGAAGAAGCACAAAAGCAUCAAGGCGCUACUCGACCAGAUCGAACAAGAAAAGACAAAUCUUCCAAAUGGUAAUCCCCCCGCUACACAUCUUACACAUGAACAAGAAGCAGCGAAAAAGAAAAUUGCAGACCUCGAGGAGCAAAUCGUAGCCAUCGCCAAAACGGUGAACUUCGACCUCGACGGCCUAUUCACCAACACAGAGGAAUUGGAGUACUAUUUGAGGGAGAAGGCAAAGGUGACCGACAUGCUAAUCAUCCCCGAAAGCACCCAGGCAGCUAGCACCCAGGCAGCUAGCACCCAGGCAGGAAGCACUCCCACAAAGACAGUUCCAAGCAUGAAAGAGAGCUACCCACACGGAAUAACCUACGGUCUAGCAGAAAGCACCAUUUUCGAACUGAUAGAAAAAACUGGAUCCGAGGAGACCUUUGGUGAUUUGGAAAAUCCGGAUGAUGGAAAGCUGCCACAGAAGGAAAUCAUCCUUAGUGAAGACAAGAGAAAAGAGUUGAUGGACAAAAUUAUGAAUAAAAUUAAAAUGGAAGAAGAGAAAUUGGACAGCCUAAAAAAGAAAUACGAAGACCAACUUAAGAAGUACGAGGAGAAGGUUAAGGACUUCCAACAAACACAUAAGGAAUUUUAUGAAGCAAGACUGAACAACACCCUUGUUGGAGACAAAUUUGCUAACUUUAAGACCAAAAGGGAUGCAUAUAUGACGGAGAAAAUAGAACUAGAGAAAUGCACAUACCAACAGGAAGCCGCUCUGAUUAAGAAGCUGAAAAAACAGCUUACCUAUUUGGAGGACUACACCUUAAGGAAAGAUAUCGCCAACGAUGAAAUUAACUCCUUUAGCGCUAUGGAGUGGAAACUAAAGAGCCGAAUUUAUGAGCUAUCUAAGGAAGUUCGUAAAAAUGAAAACAAACUGGUCCUGGAAAACAAGUUCGACUUUUCCGGGGUUGUGGAACUGCAAGUACAGAAAGUGUUGAUAAUAAAAAAAAUCCAGGCUCUAAAAAAUAUCCAGAAUCAUCUUAAAAAUGCCAAGGUGAAAGACGACCUUUACGUUCCAAAGGUGUACAAGACUGGCGAGAAACCCGAGCCCCACUACUUGAUUGUCCUCAAAAAGGAGAUUGACAAAUUGAAGGACUUUAUCCCGAAAAUUGAGGCCAUGAUCACCACUGAGAAGGCCAACCUCGCCAAGGAAGCGGCAGCGACCCAGGGACAAUCGCUUAGAGGAGAAAGUGAAACAUCUCCAGCAGCUCCAGCAGCUCCAGCACCUUCAACAUCUUUAGCAUCUGACACAACAACACUUGCAACAACAACAUCUAACACAGCAACAUCUGCAACAACAACAUCUAACACAGCAACAUCUGCAACCACAACAUCUGCCACAACAACAUCUGACACAACAACAUCUGACACAACAACAUCUGACACAACAACAUCUGACACAACAACAUCUGACACAACAACAUCUGCCACAACAACAUCUGACACACCAACACCUGCAACAACAACAUCUGACACACCAACACCUGCAACAACAACAUCUGACACGCCAACACCUGCAACAACAACUGAAAUAUCAAUACCCACAACAACACCUACACCAGCAGCUGCACCUGCACCUGCGGCACCAUCCAUGUCCAAAGUGGAAUACCUCGAAAAACUCCUCAACUUCUUAAAAUCCGCUUACGCAUGCCACAAGCACAUCUUCGUGACCAACUCCACCAUGAAAAAGGAACUACUGGAUCAGUACAAACUUACGACUGAUGAGGAAAACAAAAUUAAGCAGAGCAAAUGCGAUAAACUGGAUCUUAUAUUCAAUGUCCAGAACAACUUGCCAGCCAUGUACUCUAUAUAUGACACCAUGAGGGACGACCUGCAGAACCUUUACAUUGAGUUGUACGAGAAGGAAAUGAUUUAUAACAUAUAUAAGAACAAAGAGAAGGACACGAGACUUAAGGCUCUCCUGGAAACUACUAAUCCAGUAACCACAGUAGGAACAGUAAGUCAAGGCAACUCUACCUCAGUUGUAACAAACACACAAACUACACCCCAUGAAGAAGGAAGCAACACCGUAAAAGCUAACUGCGAUGAUAAACCUGAAGACCUCCUUAUGCAAAUGGAAAUGAUUUACGAAAAGCACAUAUCCGAAAUGGACAAGUACAACGAAAAUUUCAACAAGUUCCUGGAAUCCAAAAAACAGAAAAUCACCACAAUGAAGGAUGAAGAGUGGAAAGCAUUAGGUACUGAAAUUGAACAGCUGAAGAAAAAGAUACAAGUAUCUCUGGACCACUAUGGAAAGUACAAACUCAAAUUGGAAAGAUUCCUGAAGAAGAAAAAGAAAGUUACUAAUACCAAGGGACAAAUUAAAGGACUGACGAUUUUGAAAAACAAAUUGGAAAGAAGAAAAAAUCUUCUGAAUAUCCCAACAAGUGUAUUAAAAAAUUUCACCGUCUUCUUCAACAAGAAGAGAGAAUCAGAAAAGAAGGAAGUGGAAAAUACACUUAAGAACACCGAUAUUUUGUUGAACUAUUAUAAGGCACUAGCCAAAUAUUACAUGAGUGAGCCCUUUCCAUUGAAGACCAUAAGUGAAGAGUCACUGCAGAAGGAGGACAACUACCUAAACUUAAAAAAGUUUAAAGUGCUGAGCAGAAUGGAAGGAAGACUUGGAGAUAACAUCCAAUUGGAGAAGGAAAACAUAAGCUACCUUUCCAGUGGAUUGCACCACGUCUUUACAGAACUGAAGGAAAUUAUCGACAACAAGAAAUACUCCGGAAACCGCACGGGUACCAGUAGCACCAGCGGUAACAGAAGGACCAGCAUCAGCGGUAACACCAGCAGUAGCACCAGUAGCACCAGAAGCACCAGAAGCAACAACAGCAGAAGAGGCAGCAGAAGAGGCAGCAGUCGAAGCAGCAGCUGGAGCACCAGCAUCAGGAGAAGCCCCAGCAGUAACAGUACCAUCAGCAACAGUACGGGCAGGAGCAACAACAACAACACAAGGGGCCGUAGGAGAAGCAGGAGCAACAACAACAACAAUAACAACACAAGGAGGCGUAGGAGAAGCAGGAGCAACAACAACAACAACAACAACAAUAACGACACAAGAAGACGCAGGAUCAACAACAACGACAACAACAACAAUAACAACAACAACAACACAAGGAGGCGCAGGAUCAACAAGUUCCACCCGUUCGUCUACAAAAAUGACGACGAAGGCUAUGACGAGGAGGAAGAAGAAAACAAGGAGGCAGACCAAGUAACAACGGGAGAGGACGAAAAUCAGGAGACGCCUGAAGUCAUCGUACCACCAGGAAUAAACGAGUACGAAGUGGUCUACAUCAAGCCAUUAGCAGGAAUGUACAAAACCAUAAAGAAGCAACUGGAGAAUCACGUGACCGCAUUAAACACUAAUAUAACGGACAUGUUAGAUUCUAGGUUCAAGAAGAGAAACUACUUCUUAGGUGUUCUAAACUUUGACCUGAACCCAUUUAAAUAUUCCUCAACCGGGGAUAACAUCAUUAAGGACCCAUACAAGUUGCUGGAUUUGGAGAAGAAGAAGAAGAUGCUGGGCGGAUACAACUACAUCGGUAUGUCAAUCGAAAAGGACUUGGCCACUGCGAAUGACGGCCUGGCGUACUACAAUAAGAUGAAUGACCUGUACAAGAAGCAGUUGGAUGCAGUGAAUAAAAAGAUUAAGGAAGUGGAAGAUGAGAUUAAAAAGAUACCAGACGGGGAACCUAAUGCUGCUACCAACAACCAAUUGAUUGCCGUAAAGGAAGAGUCGAAGAGUUACCUCCCGUUCCUGAACAGCAUCAAAAAGGAGUACGAGUCCCUCGUGAGCAUGGUGAUCACCUACACUAACAACCUAAAAAAAUUCAUCAACAACUUCCAGAUAGAGAAAAGAGAAACUGAGAUCAUUAUAAAGAAAUUGGAAGACUACAGAAAAAUGGACGAGAAGUUGGAGAACUACAGACAAUCGAAGGAAGAAGCUAAUGUGAUAUCUUCUGGUCUUCUGGACAAAUUGAAGAAAUCAAAAUUGAUUAAUGAAGAAGAGUCCAAGAAGAUAUUAUCCGAGGUAUUAAAUAUGGGAACUCAUUUGUUGAAUAUGGGUUCGGAACAUAAGUGUAUAGACACCACGGUGCCUGAUAAUGCAGCCUGCUACAGGUACUUGGAUGGAAGGGAAGAAUGGAGAUGCUUAUUAAACUUUAAGAAGGAAGGAGACAAAUGUGUGGCAGCAUCGAAUGUGACUUGUACGGAUAACAAUGGUGGUUGUGCCCCUGAAGCUGAAUGUAACAUGAAUGAGAACAAUCAAGUUGUGUGUAAAUGUACUAAAGAAGGUUCUGAGCCACUCUAUGAGGGAGUUUUCUGUAGCUCCUCCAGCUUCCUAAGCUUGUCCUUCUUUUUGCUCCUUUUACUUUUCCUCUUUUGCAUGGAGCUUUAA